Molecule: messenger RNA, 2721 nt
Organism: Dipodomys ordii (Ord's kangaroo rat)
Lineage: Eukaryota; Metazoa; Chordata; Mammalia; Rodentia; Heteromyidae
Product: vomeronasal type-2 receptor 116-like
Exons: 7
Coding region: 1-2721 (906 amino acids)
Biological process (GO): G protein-coupled receptor signaling pathway
Cellular component (GO): membrane
Molecular function (GO): G protein-coupled receptor activity
Source: RefSeq, a predicted model, not a curated record
AUGCUACACAUGUUUUCCAACUUCUGUUUUGACCUUGAAGCUGGACUCCAGAUGCAGAGCUGGAGGGCAGAAUGGGCUGUGUUUUCCUAUAGGACAGUGGAGGAGGCCGUUGGUGUGUCCCAGUGGCAUCCUGGUAACAAGGAGCCACGGAAACUGAAGAUCCAUUUAGACACCCCCCUGACACAGCAGCAUCUACACGUGGUCAGUUCCUCUGAAGAUGGCAGACUCAUUUGCAGAGAGAAAUCUGUGGCACACAGCAGGGGAGAUGUGGUGAUUGCUGGAUUUUUCCCCCUUUAUUCUUGGGAAUUUGUUCGGAACAUUAAUGAUCCUGGCGAGCAGCAACAAAGCCUACAGAUGAACUUACAGAAAUACCAGUUGCUUCUUUCCCUGGUGUUAGCUAUUGAGGAGAUCAACAAGAAUGCCCAUCUGCUACCCAACAUGACUCUGGGGUUUGAGAUCUAUAAUGAGAAUUUCAAAGAGGCUGAUAUGUUAGAGAAUCCUCUCAUCUGGCUCUCUGGGAUGAAUACAAACAGCCCUAAUUACAACUGCAGAAGAGACAGCAAAGCUUUAGCAGUACUCACAGGAACCUCAAGCAUAUCUGUCCCAAUUGGGACAUUGCUAGAACUCUACAAACUACCACAGUUCAUGUUUGGGAUAUUUGAUCCUCUCCUGAAUGUCCAUGGAAAGUUCAGUACUGUCUAUCAGAUGGCUGCCAAGGACUCAGCUCUAGCUCUGGCCAUGGUAUCCUUGAUGCUUCAUUUCAGCUGGACAUGGGUGGGACUGUUCACCACUGAAGAUGACUAUGGUGUGUGGUUCCUCUCAGAAUUGAGAGAAGAGUUGUACAAAAAUGGAGUCUGUUUGGCCUUUGAGAACAUGAUCACUUACACUGCACUUGCAGAUUUAUCAAAUGAUCUACGGAUGCAUCGCCAGCUGAUGGACUCAUCAACCAAUGUGAUUAUCAUUUAUGGGGACAGUAAAUUUCUACUAAGCUUUACUCUUAAAUUUGGGCACUUUUUAAUUACAGGGAAAGUCUGGGUCAUGAACUCACACUAUGAUGACAUGACAAUUGGUAGAUAUCUUUUGCUCGAUUCUUUUCAUGCUCCUCUCAUCUUCUCUCACCAUCAUAGAAACACUUACAGGUUCACCAAUUAUAUUCUGACAGAUACCUUAUCCAAGAACUCAGGAGAUUACUCCCUUCCCAAGUCAUGGAUUCAGUCUGUUUAUUGCCUACUGAUUAAGUCUGACUGCAGAGACUUGGGGCACUGUUCAUACAAUGCCACACUGGAUUGGUUGCUGAGGCACAUUUUUGACAUGACCAUGUCAGAAGAAAGUUACAACAUCUACAAUGCUGUGUAUGCCUUGGCCCACGCUCUCCACCAGAUGUUUCUUCAUCACAUGGAAGAGCCACCAGUGCACAAUGGGAAACCAAGGGCAUUUAUCUCUUCACAGCUGCAUCACUUUUUGAAGAAGAUCCAAUUUAUCAAUCUUGUUGGAGACCAAGUGGUUUUGAAUGAGGAAAGGAAAUUGGAGGCAGAGUAUGACAUUAUGAGCUUUUGGAAUUUUCCUAAAGGUCUGGGACAAACGGUGAAAGUUGGCAAGUUUUCUGCAUUUAGGCCACAUGGUCAACAACUGAUUUUGUUUGAAAAUCUGAUAGAGUGGCCCAUAGGAAUUACCAAGACUCCUCAGUCUGUGUGCAGUGAGAGCUGUGGUCCUGGAUUCAGGAAAGCCUCUCUGGAGGGAAAUGCUACCUGUUGCUUUGAUUGUACUCCUUGCCCAGAGAAUGAGGUUUCUAAUAUGACAGACAUGGAGCAAUGUGUGAGGUGUACAGAUCAUCAGUUUGCCAGCACCCAGAGAAACCAAUGUCUGACGAAAAGUGAGAGCUUCCUAGCUUAUGAAGACCCCUUGGGCAUGGCUCUAGUAUGCAUGGCUCUCUGCUGCUCUGCAUUCACAGCUGCUGUUCUUUGGGUGUUUAUCAAGCACCAAGACACCCCCAUUGUCAAGGCCAAUAACUGGGUCCUCAGCUACAUCCUGCUCAUCUCCCUCAUCUGCUGCUUCCUCUGCUCCUUGCUUUUCCUUGGCCGUCCACACACAGUCACCUGCAUCCUCCAGCACACCACAUUCGGAGUGGUCUUCACCAUGGCUAUUUCCACUGUCCUGGCCAAGACCAUCACUGUGGUUCUGGCCUUCACACUCACUGCUCCAGGAAGAAGGGCGAGGAAGAUGCUGGUGUCAUGGGUUCCUAACCUCCUCAUCCCCAUCUGCACCCUUAUCCAGGUGAUUCUCUGUGGCUUGUGGCUGGUAAUCACUCCUCCCUUUGUGGACACAGAUGUGCACUCUGAACAUGGCCAUGUCAUCAUCCUGUGCAACAUGGGGUCCCUCACUGCCUUCCACUGUGUCCUGGGAUACCUGGGCACCCUGGCCCUGGCCAGUUUCAUGGUGGCUUUUAUGGUCAGGAACCUGCCUGACACCUUCAAUGAGGCCAAAUUCCUAACCUUCAGCAUGCUGGUGUUCUGCAGUGUGUGGCUCACCUUUCUGCCUGUCUACCACAGCACCAAGGGGAAGGUCAUGGUGGCUGUGCAAGUCUUCUCCAUCUUGGCCUCCAGUGCAGGGCUUCUUGGUUGCAUUUUUGCCCCCAAGUGCUACAUCAUCUUGAUAAAACCUGAGAGAAAUUCUCUGUCCAGAAUCAGGGAGAGAUCACGUUCUGGAAAAAACAAACAUUAA